AUGUCCGCCGACGAGAAAACGCCUAUUGGCGUGGAGUCGGCACCAACCUCAAGCCACAGCAACUCGUCAGAUAUCGAUGCCACGCUUUCAUCCAGAGCUGGUCGCGAUGCUGAACUGAAAAAGGUGGACUCCAAAGUACCCACCCCUCCGGCUCCAAGGGCCGACAACAUCGAUGAGCUUUACGCGCAUCUGCCUCCACACCAGGCCGAGAUCUUGAAGCGCCAGGUCUAUACCCCAGAGAUCAAGGCUGGUGUCAAGGCCAUCUACCGAUAUUCCUCUCGAGCCGACCUGACUAUCAUCUUCGUUUCCUCUAUCUGUGCUAUCGCCUCUGGAGCCGCCAUUCCUCUGAUGACCGUCAUCUUUGGUAACCUUCAACACGUGUUUCAGGAGUACUUCUACGCCCAGGGCCUCAUGACUUAUGACCAAUUUGCUAGCAAGCUGAGCCACUUUGUUCUCUACUUUGUGUACUUGGCCAUUGGAGAAUUCAUUGUCACCUACAUCUGCACCGUCGGUUUCAUUUACACUGGUGAGCAUAUCGCCGCCAAGAUUCGUGAGCACUAUCUUGAGAGCUGCAUGCGCCAGAACAUUGGUUUCUUCGAUAAGAUCGGUGCUGGUGAAGUCACCACGCGUAUCACCUCAGAUACCAAUCUCAUCCAGGAUGGCAUCUCGGAAAAGGUUUCUCUCACCCUCGCUGCUCUUGCUACCUUCGUCACCGCAUUCGUCAUCGGCUUUGUCAACUACUGGAAGUUGACUCUUAUUCUCUCUUCCACCGUGUUCGCCUUGCUUAUCAACGUCGGCACUGGUGGUAGUAUUAUGCUCAAGCACAACAAGGCUUCUCUCGAGGCUUAUGCUCAGGGCGGUAGCGUGGCAGAUGAAGUUCUGAGCUCGAUCCGAAACGCUGUUGCUUUUGGCACUCAAGAUCGCCUGGCCAAGCAGUACGAUAAGCAUCUUCAAAAGGCCGAGUAUUUUGGAUCUCGCGUCAAGGCCUCCAUGGCUGUCAUGGUCGCCGGCAUGAUGCUGAUUCUGUAUUUGAACUACGGCCUUGCGUUCUGGCAAGGCAGCAAAUUCCUCGUGGAGGGUAUCAUCCCGCUGUCCAAGGUCCUGAUCAUCAUGAUGUCUGUCAUGAUUGGUGCCUUCAACCUGGGCAACGUUACUCCCAACAUUCAGGCCUUCACUACUGCUCUUGCAGCCGCCGCUAAAAUCUUCAACACUAUCGACCGAAUCUCUCCUUUGGAUCCCAACGACAAUAAGGGCGAGAAGAUCGAGAACUUCCAAGGAAACAUUCGCCUGGAAAAUGUCGAGCACAUUUACCCAUCCCGACCUGAGGUUAAGGUUAUGAACGGCGUCUCUCUUGAUAUCCCUGCUGGUAAAACGACCGCUCUGGUUGGUGCUUCUGGUUCUGGCAAGAGUACCAUUGUUGGUUUAGUUGAACGGUUUUACGACCCUGUCGGAGGCACAGUGUACCUUGAUGGCCAUGACAUUAGCAAGCUUAAUCUUAGAUGGCUACGUCAACAAAUGGCCCUUGUCAGCCAGGAACCUACUCUUUUCGGAACGUCCAUCUACAACAAUAUUCGCCACGGUUUGAUCGGCACACCACAUGAAAAUGAUAGCGAGGAGAAGCAACGCGAGCUUGUUAUCGCAGCAGCUGUCAAGGCCAAUGCCCACGAUUUUAUUUCUGCCCUUCCUGAAGGAUAUGAGACAAACGUUGGUGAGCGUGGUUUCCUCUUAUCUGGUGGUCAGAAACAACGUAUCGCUAUCGCUCGUGCCGUCGUAUCGAACCCCAAGAUUUUGCUGCUAGAUGAAGCCACUUCUGCUCUUGAUACCAAAUCCGAAGGUGUCGUUCAAGCCGCUUUGGAAGCUGCCUCGCAGGGUCGAACCACCAUCACCAUUGCCCACAGAUUAUCCACCAUCAAAGACGCUCAUAACAUUGUCGUCAUGUCUCAAGGUAGCAUCGUAGAACAAGGUACCCACGACGAGCUUCUUGAAAAACAGGGUGCCUACUAUAAUCUUGUUUCAGCCCAAAAGAUUGCCGUUGCUACUCAAGAUACGCCAGCGGAUGAACAAGAAAUUGAUGAGAAGGCCGAACUCCUGAUUCGCAAGCAUACUACUAACAAGGACGAGUACGAAGCCGACCCUGAUGACGAUAUUGCCGCCAAACUUGACCGAUCAGCUACGCAAAAGUCUGCCUCGAGCAUUGCCCUUCAGAAGCGAAAGGAGGAAGAGGAUAAGGAGUAUAGCUUGUGGACUCUUAUUAAACUGAUUGCCUCAUUCAACGGUCCCGAGUUGAAGCUGAUGAUUUUGGGUCUCUUUUUCUCUGCCAUUUGUGGUGGCGGUAACCCUACUUCUGCAGUCUUCUUCGCCAAACAAAUCGUCACUCUUUCGCAGCCCAUCACCCCCGAGAAUGCGCACCACAUCAAGAAGACCUCUGAUUUCUGGAGUGCCAUGUUCUUGAUGCUUGCCUUCGUUCAGUUUAUCGCCUUCUCAUCUCAGGGCAUCUUGUUCGCUAAAUGUUCUGAGCGUCUUGUUCACCGUGUUCGAGACCGUGCUUUUCGCUCAAUGUUGCGCCAAGACGUUGCUUUCUUUGACAAGGACGAGAAUACUUCGGGUGCUUUGACUUCCUUCCUUUCGACUGAGACAACUCACGUCGCUGGUCUCAGUGGCGCCACCCUCGGCACUUUGCUCAUGAUGUGGACAACUUUGAUCACUGCCAUCGUCGUGUCGGUUUCCAUUGGAUGGAAGCUCGCGCUCGUUGCUACCGCUACUAUUCCCAUCUUGCUGGCAUGUGGUUUCUUCCGUUUCUGGCUGCUUGCCCACUUCCAAAGGCGUUCCAAGGCAGCGUACGCCGCCUCCGCUACCUUUGCUUCCGAGGCUAUCUCUGCCAUCCGAACUGUAGCGGCUCUUACCCGCGAGAACGAUGUCUUGAGAAUGUACCACGACUCCCUUGUUGAACAGCAGCGACGUAGUCUUAGGUCUGUGUUGAAGUCUAGCUCUUUGUACGCCGCUUCGCAGUCUCUCAUCUUCUUGGUCUUCGCUCUGGGCUUCUGGUAUGGUGGUACCCUGAUUGGAAAGGGUGAAUAUGACCUGUUCCAGUUCUUCCUUUGCUUCAUGGCCAUUAUUUUUGGUGCCCAGUCAGCUGGUACUAUCUUCUCUUUUGCCCCGGAUAUGGGCAAGGCGCACCACGCCGCCAAGGAGUUGAAGACCCUGUUUGACCGCAAGCCCACCAUCGAUACGUGGUCAGAGGAAGGCCAGCCCGUGACCGAAGUUGACGGAAGAUUGGAAUUCCGCGACGUCCAUUUCCGCUACCCGACUCGCCCUGACCAGCCAGUUCUGCGAGGCUUGAACUUGACCAUCCAGCCUGGACAGUACGUUGCUCUUGUCGGUGCCUCUGGCUGUGGUAAGAGUACUACUAUUGCUCUCUUGGAACGAUUCUACGAUCCCCUGAGUGGUGGCGUUUUCAUCGAUGGUAAGGAGAUUAGCAGCCUCAACUUGAACGAUUAUCGAUCCUUUAUCGCGCUUGUCAGCCAAGAGCCUACGCUGUACCAGGGAACCAUCAAGGAAAACAUCUUGCUCGGAUCUGCUGAGGAGAAUGUUUCUGACGAGGCCGUUGAGUUUGCUUGCCGCGAAGCCAACAUCUAUGACUUCAUUGUCUCUUUGCCUGAGGGUUUUAACACUGUUGUGGGCAGCAAGGGAACAUUGCUGUCUGGUGGUCAGAAGCAGCGAAUUGCUAUUGCCCGAGCACUUAUCCGCAACCCCAAAAUCCUGCUCCUCGAUGAGGCCACAUCCGCUUUGGAUUCCGAGUCCGAACACGUUGUCCAAGCUGCUUUGGACAAGGCCGCCAAGGGUCGCACGACCAUUGCUGUAGCCCACCGUCUCAGCACAAUCCAGAAGGCAGACGUCAUUUACGUCUUCAACCAGGGCCGCAUUGUCGAAGCCGGCACUCACCCUGAGCUGAUGAAGAAGAACGGCCGCUAUGCCGAGCUUGUCAACCUCCAGAGCUUGGCCAAGAACAACUAA
This is a messenger RNA of Trichoderma asperellum CBS 433.97, 4014 nucleotides long. RefSeq names its product GTPase-activating protein. The record is from RefSeq and is a predicted model, not a curated record. Gene Ontology annotation, biological process: transmembrane transport. Gene Ontology annotation, molecular function: ABC-type transporter activity; ATP binding; ATP hydrolysis activity. Gene Ontology annotation, cellular component: membrane. NCBI's taxonomy places the organism in Eukaryota, Fungi, Ascomycota, Sordariomycetes, Hypocreales, Hypocreaceae.